UGAGCCGCUGGGGCACAGGGAGUCCUGAGGGAGGGGAUGACAGGGAGCUCAGCAGAGAACUGGGCUGGGAGCUCAGAGCAUCCUUGCGGAACACUUUGGCAGAGUUGCUUCUUCCCCCUUGGGAGCACUUCAGUUUUCCCAGCCAUGAAAUGGGAGGCAGGAAGAGAGGGGAACAAGGGAGUGAGGGCAGAUGUGGCCUAGGGAGCUCCCUCGGGGUCUGGGGAGGGUGGUGGUGGGGUAACCUUCACAAAGCAGUUUGAGCUCCAUAAUCCAUGUUAUGUGAUUAAGGUGAAAAAGGAGUCCUCCUAUCCCAGGAAGACACCCUUUUCUUCACAGCCACACUCCCCCAGGUCAGUGCUCUUGAGCCCCAACAGCACUGUGCUCCCUACACCCCGAGGAAGUGUUCGCAGAUUUUGGGUAGGCUGUCCCUGGAGCAGGGUCCUCUGGGACAAGUCUCUCCUUGGCUUCUUCAUCUUACCUCGGCCUCCAUUGGCCUUCCUUCUGAGUAGGUGACAGCAGGCAUGGCUGCAGUUCUGACCUGGGCUCUGGCUCUCCUCUCAGCAUUCUCGUCUGCCCAGGCACGGAAAGGCUUCUGGGAUGCCUUUAGCCAGAGCAGUGGGGACAAAGGCAGGGUCGAGCAGGUCCAGCAGCAGAAGAUGGCACGGGAGCACGCGCGCCUGAAAGACAGUCUGGAGCUAGACCUCAACAAUACGGAUAAGUUCCUGGAAAAGCUAGGUUCUCUGAGUGCGCAGGGGAAGGAGCCUCCCAGGAUCCCCUCCAACCCAGAGGGAAUGCGGCAGCAGCUGCAGGAGGAACUUGAGAAGGUGAGGGCGCGCCUGGAGCCCUACAUGGCUGAGGUGCACCAGCGCGUGGGCUGGAACCUGGAGGCUCUGCGACGGCAGCUGAAGCCCUACACCACAGACCUGAUGGAGCAGGUGGCCCUGCGGGUACAGGAGUUACAGGAGCAGUUGCACAUGGUCGGCGAGGAUACCAAGGCCCAGCUGAUGGGGGGCGUGGACCAGGCGCAGGGCCUGCUGCAGGAACUGCAGAACCGCGUGGUGCACCACACCGGCCGCGUCAAGGUGUUGUUCCACCCCUACGCCGAGCGCCUGGUGACCGGCAUCCAGCACCACGUGCAAGAGCUGCACCGCAGCGUGGCACCGCACACCGCCGCCGCCAGCCCAGCACGCCUCAGCCGCUGCGUGCAGGUGCUUUCGCGCAAGCUCACGCUCAAGGCCAAGGCCCUGCACGCGCGCAUUCAACAGAACUUGGACGACCUGCGGGAAGAGCUCAGCACCUUUGCCCGCACGGGCGCGGACCGCGCGCAGGAAGGGGCCCACCCGGACCCCCAGCUGCUGUCCCAGGAGGUGCGCCAGAGACUCCAGGCUUUCCGCCACGACACCUUCCAGGAGAUCGCUGCCUUCACCCGCGCGAUUGACCAGGAGACUGAGGAGGUCCAGCAGCAGUUGGCGCCGCCCCCACCUGGCCACAGCGCUUUCGCCCCAGAAUUCCUCCAGGACGACAGCAGCAAGGCCUGGAGCAAGCUGCAGGCCCGUCUCGACGACCUGUGGGAAGACAUAAACUACAGCCUUCGUGACCAUGAUCUCGGCCAUCUAGGGGAGCCCUGAGGGUCUAUUUGCCUAGGCCCACUUCCCAGCUCCUUAUUUGGAGAGCCCAGGACCUGAGCCCCAAGCACGGUUCAGUCCUGGCCAGUGGCCUAUUGGGCAGAGGGUGGAGGGCCCUGCACAGGAUAGGUGACGCCACCGAAGGGGCUGUUGUCCCUGCAUAUCCAGCCUCCUGUGAUUCCCCAAUCUGGAUGCAUUACACUCACCAGGAUUUGCAACCCGGCUGCCCGUGCUCAUUUGGAAAUCCUCAUGAAUUGCUCCAUUCCGUGAAGGCGGGAGUGGGAAGGGAGAAAGGCACAUCAUGAGCAGGUAAUUAUGGGCAAGCUUGUUCCCAUGAAGCUGGAAGCCUGUGCCUCUCCAAGCCUGGGCUUGACUGUGAUCACUUCUGGCCCCCUGGUGGCCUCUCCUACAGCCGGCCCACAGAAAGCAGCUCUUUUUUCUCCAGGGCUGCUGUGACAGCUUCUGUUGGGGGAAGAGAGGGAGAAAGGAGGAAAAUGUGAUGAGGAGAGCAUGGGAUUAUGUGUAUGUAUAUCCCUUCUGGCUCUGAAGCUGGAGGGUACAAAUGGUGGGAGUUUUAAUGGGAGAGAGCAGAGCUUGCAUUUCUUACACAGCUCUACAUUUAAACGGCUUACCAAGCCCUCUGAACUGUGGAGGCUUCUUAAACUCUCUGGGGAGCAUACUGUGUGCCCUCCCCAUCUUUGGGUCCUCUCUUCUGACUCUCAGGCUGAAGUCCAGACUUCUGACUCAAAUAAAAUAGAUGCUUAUAAUGCAA
Pteronotus mesoamericanus is the source of this 2397-nucleotide messenger RNA. RefSeq names its product apolipoprotein A5 (gene APOA5). Lineage: Eukaryota; Metazoa; Chordata; Mammalia; Chiroptera; Mormoopidae. Gene Ontology annotation, cellular component: high-density lipoprotein particle; extracellular region; chylomicron. The record is from RefSeq and is a predicted model, not a curated record. The transcript is spliced from 3 exons. Gene Ontology annotation, biological process: positive regulation of lipoprotein lipase activity; phospholipid efflux; very-low-density lipoprotein particle remodeling. Gene Ontology annotation, molecular function: phosphatidylcholine binding; phosphatidylcholine-sterol O-acyltransferase activator activity. Bases 522 to 1628 code for a protein of 368 amino acids.